This is a messenger RNA of Sycon ciliatum, 6908 nucleotides long. RefSeq names its product tyrosine-protein kinase BAZ1B-like. Gene Ontology annotation, cellular component: WICH complex. The record is from RefSeq and is a predicted model, not a curated record. Gene Ontology annotation, molecular function: histone H2AXY142 kinase activity; histone binding. Gene Ontology annotation, biological process: DNA damage response; chromatin remodeling. NCBI's taxonomy places the organism in Eukaryota, Metazoa, Porifera, Calcarea, Leucosolenida, Sycettidae. The coding region runs from base 106 to 5520 and encodes 1804 amino acids. The transcript has 40 exons.
CAGCGAAACGAGUACGAAUAUCAAAUGAGCAAGUGGAAGAAGAGGAUGAUGGUCAUGAAGUUGUGUGUUUUGAGAAAGUCAGUCACUGCCUAAUUCUCAUUGACCAUGCCACUCCUGGCCAGGAAAACAUUUGUGCCUAAGCAGCUGCCGCCGGACCUGAAUCCUGACACGGAGGUUUUCACGAUCAGUGAGACGAAGGAGGCGUUCACGAGCUACGAAGAAUUUCUUGCUCGUUAUGAGCAGUUGCGGCAGCCAGUAUGGUCCUGCUCAACAACGGGAAAGAUCAAUUUGACGUACGAACAGGCUUGCAAAAGCGAGCAGGCUGCGAACAAGCAGCUGCAAGCGUUCCCAGCGCACUUUCGUCGGCCGGCGCUGCUCUUCGUUCAUCACUGCAAGAGCUCUCUAGAGCCGAUCUUAGAUGAUGCCUACGAGGAGCUGCACACACGCUUUGCCGUGGGUGAACCGGUGGAGGCGGCAGUCGAGCCGAACGGGAAACAGCUGGACGCCGUCAUUCUGGAGAUACACGAACCGCCCGUUACCCCACCAAAGAGUGCCGACACGUCCAUGGAAGUUGCCAAGGCAACACAGGUUGGCCACGGUCAGCUGAGCUCUGACCCGAUGCUAAGCCCACCGGAGUUGGUCGUUAACGGCGGUGAAAAGCCUAACGUGGACGAUGCCACCACCUCGGCUGCCGCUGCUGCGUCGAAUGCUCCAGCAGCAAACGCAACAACAACGGCAUCGUCGACGAGUAGCGGUGCCAAGAUUGGCGAGUCCGAAGAUGAUGAAGACGAGGAAGAGAUGGAGCCAAGUCCUACCUAUUCAGUGAAGUUCAGUGAUGCAGCAGGCACCAUCAAACGUGAUGUGGACAGCGAUGACAUCACGCGGUUGAAGCGCGCCCCGACACGCGACACCAUUCGCACAUUCAUCAAGGGCUGCGCCCGUCGCGUGCGCUGGCGAGACAGCAACGUCUGGGUGGUGAAGGACGAGGUGGUUCGAGAGCUGGAUUUGCCUUGCAAGUACCCGGAGCUGACGUAUGCGGUCGUUACCAGCGCCAUGUCGCCAGUGAAGAGGCGUCGGUCCAGUCUAACCUCGCCCGGAGAGGCCAAGAAAGGCGGCGCAUCCGGCAGCAGCAAGCGUACGAGAACUCCCAAAGGUCCGAUGAAGCAGAUGACCCUUCUGGACAUGGUCACAGGAACUCCAGUUGCCAACCCACCGUCCAAGGCACAGCAGGCCAAGGCACGGUCGUCCCUCGGAGGCAACGAGGCUGAAACGCCGACCAAGCAGACCAAGAAGCCGAUGCCAUCCACACCGAAGACACCGGACGGAAAACCAGCAAAGCCAGCAAGGAGCCGUCCGUCGAAGGCCGAGCAGGAGAAGGCAAAGGCAGCGGCCGUUCCUGCCGUGCCCAAGACACUGCCAAUGUCCAAAGCCAACAAGACGAUCUGCGACAAGAUCAAGAAUCUCGACACAUCGCAGGACCAGCCGAGGGGCUACGUGUCCAGGGUGCUGACGCAGGCCGCGCGCACUCUCUCGACGCCCGAGCGCAACACCCUGCCACCCCAGCAGCGCAAGCUGGUCGAGGACAAGAUAGCGCAGCGCCUCAAGAUGGAAGAGCUGAAGAAGAUGACUCCUGAGGAGCGUAAGGCCAAGACUGAAGAGGAGCGAAAGAAGAAACAGGAGGAAAGGCGUUUAUUGAAGGUUCAGCAGCGCCUGAUUGAGAAGGAAUCUAACAGGGUGCGUGAGGACGACGAGAUUGAGCACGCCAAGCCGCUUCCGGACCUUGAGGCGGUCAGCCUACCCGCCGGCCUCUGCAACGAGUCGUUUGGCGACCUGGCGAUGGUGGUGGAGUUUCUGCACGUGUUCCAGCAGGUUCUGGCACCGCAGGCCACCGCACCCAUCGCAAGCGCCGGCUCUCUUGCGCAAGCACUCGUGAAGGGCUCCAAGGGAAUGGAUAUGCUAUCUGGUGUUCUCAUGUCAUUGCUGAAGAUUGUGUCGGCCGACCAGGGUAACCGCAAGGAGCUGGGCCUCAAAGUGUCCGCCAUGCCACUGAUGCCGGAGACAGCACCGGAACUCACCCGUCUUCUGCUCCUACCCUCGCAACUGCUAGCCACCAACGCCCCGACGGCCGGUGGCAAGAAUACAGCAGCAGCAGCAUCCUCCGCCCCCGCUUCCACAUCACCGGAGCAGACAACCACUGGGGACGAGACUCCGGACGCCGUUGACGACGGUGCAGUGAAAAGCGAAGACGGCGGCGAAGAGGAAAUGGACACGGAUGAGCCAAGUAUUGCCACUGCCUCCGCUGAUGCCAGCGCCGCACCAGCGUCGUCAUCGGCACAGGACGAGAAGACGCAGCAGAAGGAGAAGGAAGGCGCUGAGGAGAGCGACGACUCUGAGGAAGAGGAUUUCGAGGACGAGGAUCUCACGCCGCAGCUUGUUGAUAUUCUUGUACGUCUUGCCCACACCGACUUCCAGGACCUGGAGCCCACCGAUAAGCUACGGCUAUUGGUGGCUCUUUGCGGCCGUGUGUUGAGCACAACAGCCAUUCAGGAUUUCCAGGUGGAGAAGAGAGAUGACAUGCGACAAUUGUGGCGUACUCGCAUCGAGGAGGGCAAGGAGAAGAAAGAGAAGGAAGUGAAGGAGAAGAAAGAGAAGCAGGCCAAGAAAGAAGAACAGCUCAAGAAGCAACAAAAGCUCAUGAAGGAUGCCAUGGACAGCUUCAAAGUGUUCUCCUCCAAGUCUGACAAGGCGCAGGCGACUACCGCGUCGGCAACGGCAGUGCCUGCUGGUCAGAGCAACUCCGGCACAGAUGUUCAAGGUGAAGAUGCCGAUGCCGGCGGUGCAAAGGAGGCCAAUGAAGAGGAUACUCACGCCCAGCGUCGUCCAGCCACCGAGCGGCAGAUGGAACGGGAGCGCCAGCUAGCCAAAGACAAGGAAAGGCGUGAUCGUGAAGCAAAGGAGCUGCAGGCGCAGCGAGAAGCCGAACUGCGCGAGCAAAAGCAGCUGAAGUUUCUCAACGACAUUGAGAAUUGCAAGCGUGCAUUCCGCCUGAUGCCGCUUGGCUUUGAUCGAUUCCGUCGUCGCUGCUGGUCCUUCCACCCGUCCGUUCUGCCCGGUGUCUUCCUGGAAGAUGACUGGUCGCCGGAUAUGCCUGAAGUGCGUACGCACGGCGAGACCACGCUACAGAGCAGCACAACAACGACCACAACAACGUCGUCAACAACGGUGGGAAACACUUCGUCUGUUUCCUCCGUCGUCGUCGGCGACACAAGCUGCAGCUCUAGUGCCGCUGGCCAGAUCACCCUCACUACCAGCAGUUUGGAUGCCGCCGGCUCUUCCUCCACCAUGGCAGCAGCAUCGGCGUCGGCUGACGUUGCUAUGGAUACUGACGACACAAAGCCCGUCGCCAUCAGCCAAGCGCCCGCAUCAACAGCAGAUGGCUCAGUCAACAGUGCCAGUGCCAGCGGUGCUGGUGUUAGUGCUGGCCGAUGGCGUGUGUUCCAGUCGGUCGCCCAGUUUGAGCAGUACGUCGACUCCCUGACGCUCACCGGCGCUCGCGAGAAGGCUCUGCGAGAGGUGUUUGAGAAGCAGAAGUCUGCUCUCGUGCUGGCCAUCAAGAAAUACUCCAGCAAUUUCUUGUCCAAUGUGGACACGGCCAGUAGUGGUGGUGAAGAGGAGGAUGCUGCCAACGCCUCUGGAGAUCUGAGCACAAACAAACUGAGGGACUCGUACAAAGAGGAUUUGGUUGAGAUAGCACAGCGCCUGUACCGUGGUGGACUGGGAGAUCCAGGUGAUCUGGAGCUGUUCCAGGCACGCGUUGCAACCACAGAUAACAUGACGGACAUGCGCUCCUUGUUACUUGACGUGUACACAAUGAUCAACCCUCGCUUCACCCAGGGCAUCCUGUGCCCUCCGGAUGUGCAGGAGACACACCUGGCCAUGGCCAAGGUCGAGGGCAAGGAGAAGGGCUUCAAGAUGGUGCCGUGUCGCCUGGCCGAGUGGAAGCAGGCAGUGUCGGCGGCCGGUACUCUCUCUCGCCUCCACCUGCUGCAGGCCAUCCUGGACGAGUGCAUCCAGUGGCACAAGUCUGCAGAGAAUGCCCGUUGCAAGAUCUGCCGUAAGAAGAGCGACGACGUGAACAUGCUGCUGUGUGACGACUGCAACCAAGGUUUCCACAUCUACUGUCUGCGCCCUGUGCUGCACAAGAUACCCUCCGGUCAUUGGGCCUGUCCGUCUUGCCAGCCACUGAAUGCUCGCCGUACCGCACGUGGUGUGUCUUACAACGAGAACUCCGAGGAGGAGGAAGAAGAGGAUAACGAUGAAGAUGAAGAGGAAGAGGAGUCUGCCGAGUCCGACUCUGACGAAUCAGGCGCCGAGGAAGAGGAGGGCGGUGAAGAGGUGGAGGCUGAAGAAGAGAGCGACGCUAAUGAGGACGCAUGCACAACAUGCGGUGCGGCUGGUGAGCUCCUGUGCUGCGACACGUGCCCGCGUGUUUAUCACCUCGAGUGUCAUGUCCCACCGCUGCGACGAGCUCCUCGUGGCAAGUUUGUAUGUUAUCUGUGUAAGAACCCACGCCUGGCCACGGGUAGAGCACGCUUGGCCGCCAGUAGAUCACGCUCUCAGACUAAGAGCUCUCGCCAGGGAUCUCGCAGCCGUACAGCGUCUGCGUCCAAGAAAUCUCCUAGUGGUCGUCGUGGUAGUCGUCGUCGUGUCUACGAGUCUGAGGAGAGCAACAACGACGAUGAUGACGCCGACCAGACUGCUGAUGGCAGCCACGAGGAAGAAGAGGACGAAGAAGUGGAGGACACUAGGUCACGUCGUGGUGCCGCUUCAGGACGCAGGAGAGCUGUUAUCCAGUCCAACUCUGAGGAGAGUGACAACGACGGAGAUGAAGAGGAGGAUGACGAUGAAGAAGAGGAGAUUGAGGAGGCUAGUGACAAUACGGAUACGGAGGUGCAGCAGCCUGCCCGUCGCUCAGCCAGUGGCGGCAGCAGAUCUGCUAAACGCACCACCCUCCAGUCAAAGACCAACAAGUCUAAGCGACCUGGAUCCAGUUUGAGUUCGCGUGCCCCACCUGCCAAGCGUAGAGUGCGGCAACGUGUGAUGGACAGUGAUGACGAACGACCAUCACCGUCAUCAGCUACUGGGACUUCUCGACGCGGUGGCCGUGACUCGCACAAUCUCAAGGAGAUUGCUGGUAUAAUCAACAGUGUGAUUGCGCACGGAGACGCCGAACCGUUCGCUCUGCCAGUCAGCCUGAAGGAUGUACCAGACUACCUUGAGGUUGUCGAUGAGCCAAUGGACUUUGGGACCAUCAAGUCACGCCUGAAGAACAUGUUCUACAAUGAACUGGACCCCGUCCUGAAGGACAUCGCUCUCGUCUUCCACAACUGUGAUGCCUACAACCAUCACACGACGGACACGUACAAAUGCGGUGCGAAGGUGGAGCGCUAUUUCUGCAAGCUGCUCAAGUCACAGCUCAAGCCUGUUGCCACUCGCUACAGCACUGUUCUCUCCCGAUAGCUGACGGAUGGCAUGCAAGGCUGGCCGCCAUCUCCGAGAGACACUGAACACUCCGCGGGCACACGUUGACCGACGGUCUCUUCCCAGUUGUGCUCUUCUGGGGCUUACCUGUCCAGCCGUAUCGGCAAGGUUUCGCCGUCGCCUGCCCGUACGUGUAUCAAUAUGAAUGCUAUGCUGAUGAGGAUGAUCCUUGCCCGGCUGUACAUAAUCAGUUUGAGCACUAUGCGUAUGGUUUGUGGCCGUCUGUUCGACAUCGGUUCGAGCACUAUGCUUAUGGUUUGUGGUCGUCUGUUCGACAUCGGUUCGAGCACUGUGCUUAUGGCUGUUCGACAUUAGUUCUAGCACUAUGCUUACGAUGUGUGCCCGCCUGUGCGUUAUCAAUACGAGCACUGUGCUUAUGACUGCGUGUUACCGACAUGAGUGCUAUGCUUGCGCCCCUCGCGUUCAUCGCGGUAUUGUCCGCUACGGCCGUGCUCUCAGCUUAUUUAUUCCCGCGGCCACAGCGCUCACAUCCGUUGUCCUGUGCUCUCCACUCUGAACACACUGGUUGUGUUGACGCUGGAUUAGACUUGCUCACUCGCCGUGUUUGUGUGUGUGUGUGUGUGUGUGUGUAUACGCAUCUCGACACCGAUCUCAGUCAUCUGCUCAAUGCCGCUCUUGCUUCUCGAUUUGCUCUGUAUUUUUUUCUGUUUUGUUUUUGUGAUGUUGAACCUUUCGUUGCACCCACAUUUCCUCAUUUUUUCUUUAUGCAUUAAUAGGUGGUGAGUGCAUGUGUGUGUGUUCUAUGAAUGGUGGUGUGUGGAGUUGCUAUCACCAUGUGUGCUGACUGGUGCUGCCUGUGGCGCUCGGUAUAGUUAUAUUCGCGCCCGCCGUUCUGUGUACUGCACUGAUGCGGCUGAUGCUGCGCCCUGUACCCUCCGUUCAUCUCUCUCUCUCUCUCUCUACUCUCCGCGCUUUGCCGCAGAUCUCGUCUCGCGCUGCCGCCGAUAGAACAUGCGCGCGCGCGUGUGUGUGUGUGUGUGUGCGUGUGCACCUUUGCGUGCGCUUUUCCCCUCGCACCGCACAUGUUUGCCGGUGUCAGCAUUCACUCUGUGGGUGGGCGCGCGCGCGUGCAAUAGACCUCUUGUCACCUAUCCUGUCCCCCGCCGUACCUCUGCCCCUCCGUGCACUCUUUAACUUGUGUUGCUAUUCACGUUCGGUAUUUGUACCUCGUCAGCUAUUUCUGCAAGUAGACAUUAUAAUUAUCAUCACCUGUGUGUGUGUGUGUUUCUUGGUGAUGUUUAUAGUACUCGCAGUGCACAAUCAAUCCGAGCAUGGCCCUAAGAUGCUUGCCGCGCAUGUUUGUGAUUAUUUUCUUACGACGAGAAGAGUAAUACUGAUAAGGUGUG